Messenger RNA from Polychytrium aggregatum, 1667 nucleotides. RefSeq lists its product as uncharacterized. The record is from RefSeq and is a predicted model, not a curated record. Bases 92 to 1546 code for a protein of 484 amino acids. NCBI's taxonomy places the organism in Eukaryota, Fungi, Chytridiomycota, Chytridiomycetes, Polychytriales. The transcript has 3 exons.
CGCAUCCUUCAUCUGGCUUCCCCUUUCUGCCUCUCUCUCUCUCUCUCACCCUCACCCUCCCACUUGCUCUCGAACCACCUAUGCAGCAGCAAUGUCUCUGUCGACGCCGCCCCUGCCAUUCUCCUCUCGGUCGGGACAGAAACAGUCCAAGCGGACGAGCUUCGGCCCCUUCUCCCUCAAGAAAAGGCACCAGCAUCCUGUCGAGCUUGCCCCGGCUCCGGCUUCGAUAGCACCCUCGGUCGAUGAAUCCACAGGCACCGACGACGAUACACUCGUCCACCUCGAGCCCCUGCCAGCGCACCAGACUGCGGAAACCCAAACCAAUCUCUCGUGGAGCCACCUCAAAUCUGUCGCCGAGGCGCAUCCAGAGUCUUGGGACGAGUACCUCAGGCUGGCACCCGCGCAGGACAGCGGCGAAUAUCCGCUCUUUCAGAUCGUCCAGGAGGAAAUGGAGCGGGCCAGGCAGAUGAGCGAGUCGCUGGAGCGCAUCUGUCUGACGGUCAACCGUCUGAUCGACCAAUGCGAGAUAUCGCUCAUCACGGGUCCGGAGCUGGGACCGGAUCUGCGGGAUGAUCACCAUCAGAGCGCCUCGAGCCAGAAGCAGCGCAUUGCCUGGUCAAAGUGCUUCCAAAACGCUGUCGCCUCCCGCGACGACAAUGAGAUCGGUCCCUAUCCCGCCGAUCCCGGUGGCCUCGGCCCUGGCUCGUUUGGAGACGGUCUCUCCCCGGUCAACUCAGUAUCCAUGGACGACACCGGUCCGCCGGGACUCCUGCAGUGGCGACGGCCGCCGCCGAAUGCGGCCGAGCUUGCUUCCUCAGCACCAGCUCAGGCACAAGUACAGUCAGAACAUCCCUCAUUGCGUUUGACCCGGGCGGCCCAAGGAACCGACCCGCCUCCUCAUGAAACUGGGCUCGCUCCUCUGGUUCGACCGGAUACCUCGCCUCGUCCUCGGUCUCUGGGGAGUGAGAAGCCUCUGCCGACUCAUGAGCCCGAGUCCGCUGCUCAGGGCAACCACGAUGAGAUCGAUGACGACGGCGAUGCUCUCAAAGGCGGACAACCGGUACCGCUUGCGUUGCCCGCCGGGCUUACGACCACCGAGCAAGCAGUUCAAACCGACAGAUCCGACGUGGCGUUUGAGUCGCCCCUCCUGGAUCCUCGCGGCGAUACCAUCCAUCUCACGCACACAGCACGACCUCUUGAAGCAGAUACCCCCGCCGCUGUCCCCGAUGCCGACAGCGAUAUUGACAUGAUCGAUGACAUCAGCAUUGAUCAGACCGACGACGACGACGACGACGACGACGACAAGGAGCAAGUCAUCUCUAGCAACAGCGACGCCGCGGAUGCGGCAGCCCGGAAGCCCGGAAGCAACGACGUCAAUGGUGCUGCUCACCUGUCGCAGUCCCCUGGCUCCGGCUCCGGCUCCGGCUCCGGUGCCUUUUCAUAUCCGGCCUUUGGACAGGGCCGGUACGGCCUGGGACUGGGCAUCCGGCCAAUGUCGGGGAAUCUUGGGGUCUUGGGGCCGGCGAGCCGUCCUCGCAAGUUGUAGUGUACCAAUACAAGCAGAUUCAGCGUGUUAGAACACACCGUUUCUUUCGGACUUAGCACGCCGUGGUCGGAUCAUAUCAUACUUGGCCAACAGCGAUCAAGUGGGUCAUCAUCGCCCUGGG